AUGGCUGGAGUGCUGCGGUUGGCCAAUGGCGAGGCGGUGCGGAGCUACCUCUUGGGCCGCUGGGCAGUGACCAAGAGCUUCGACUACCGCCGCGGAGGCGGCCGCGGGGAGUUGCAGGGCUUCGCCACCUUCACGGAGACGCCGCUGAGCGGUGUGCUCAUGUACGAGGAGCGGGGUGACAUGCAACUGGAGGGGCUUCCCCGGCCGGUAGAGGCUUAUCGCCUCUACUGCUUCAACACCAGCAAAUGGCCCGUGGAGGUCUAUUUCGUGGAUGAUCCCACGAAGAAGCACCUGGCCUCGCUGCUGCCCGAGCUGCCGGUGCACACCUCCUUCUUCGUGCCUUUACCCUUCGAAGAGGGCGCCGGUGCGGGUCCCGGAGGUGCUGCUGCCACCUUCAACCACCUCUGCGUGGACGAUCUGUACAGCGGGCACCUGCAGGCCGUGUCGCCGCGGAGCUUCGAGUGGAACUGGUCCGUGAAGGGGCCCAACAAGGAUGGCUCCAUCACAGCGAGUUACCAGCGCGUGGAGCCGUGA
This is a messenger RNA of Effrenium voratum, 534 nucleotides long. Lineage: Eukaryota; Dinophyceae; Suessiales; Symbiodiniaceae. The record is from the annotation of a GenBank genome assembly.